UGGCCGCUCGGAGCCGCCGGAGCCGCCGGAGCCGCCGCGCCCGCGAUGGAGCCCAACAGCCCCCGCAAGAUCCAGUUCACGGUCCCGCUGCUGGAGCCGCACCUGGACCCGGAGGCGGCCGAGCAGAUCCGGAGGCGUCGGCCGACUCCGGCCAACCUCGUCCUGAGCAGUGACCAAUCGUCCCCAGAGAUCGACGAGGACCGGCUGCCCAACCCCCUGCUGAAGUCCGGCCUGGCCAUGUCCCCCCGGCAGAGGAAGAAAGUGGCCCGGAGCACCCCCACCAUGAAAGAGCUGCAGAUGAUGGUGGAGCAUCACCUGUGCAAGCAGGCGCAGGGCGGCGACGACGACGACGACGUGGCGGCCACCGCUCGCUGCCACCACGGCGACCCCGAGCACCGGCACAGCCCCGGCGGCUCCUGCCCCGCCCAAGGUGGCCACCGGACACCCGGGGAUGGGACACCCCAGGCUGGGACCCCCCGGGCCGGGACCCCCCGGGCCGGGACCCCCGGGACCGCGUGGCGCAGCCAGGCUGAGGACGGGACCCAUACAGAGCCUGGGGACAGCGCGGGCAGCAGCCAGUAGGUGUGACCACAGCUGCCAGACGCCAGCGGAGAUUUUUUUAUUCCAUUUUCUAAGAUUUUGGGGCUGCCCAGAGUGAUUUUGGGAAUUUUAUUUUAUUUUAUUUUAUUUUAUUUUAUUUUAUUUUAUUUUAUUUUAUUUUAUUUUAUUUUAUUUUAUUUUAUUUUAUUUUAUUUUAUUUUAUUUUAUUCCCACGGGCAGGUCCCCACCAGGUGGGGGGAGGGAGGGGUCUGGGGACCCCCAGCCAGGGAUGUCCCCUCCCCCUGGGGACCUCAGGGUAGGUGCCACUGGGGACACCGAGCAGACCCCCUUUCACUGCCCCCCCCCCGCGGUCCCCAGGGCAGGUGACACUGGGGACACGGAGCACAUGACCGCCCCCCCCCGUCACUCCCACCCUCGGGUGUCCCCUGGGCCCCCCCCCACCUUCGCACACCUUGGGGCGGGGACCAGGACACGGGGAGGGGACACGGGGAGGGGACAGGGACACGCGCGUGCACACGGACACGGGGAGGGGGGCACAGGGACACGGGGGGGGGGGGGGGGGCGCGGGGACCCCCCCCCAGCCGGAAUUAAAGGGAUCCUUUCCCCCCCCGCCUCCUGCUUGGGCCGCGCCGGGGGGGGGGGAGGGGGGCGGGAUCCCCUCUUUGGGUAGGGGGGGUCCAAAACCCCUUUUGGGGGCUGGGGAAGGGUCCAGGAGCCCCUUUUUAUGGUGGGGGGGCUCCAGGACCCCCUUUGGGUGCCGGGGGGGGUCUCCUGGACCCCCCCAAUCGGUGCUGGGGGGACCUGAGACCCCUUUUGGGUGCUGGGGGGACUCCAGGAUCCUCCCAAAGGUCUUGGGGAGACCCCUGACCCCUUUUUGGGGCUGGGGGGGCUCCAGAACCCGCCCAAGUGUCUUGGGGAGACCCCCUGACACCUUUUGGGUGCUGGGGGGGCUCCAGGACCCCCCUUGGGGCCGCCCCCAUCCCGGGUUCUGGCCCCCCCCCCAAAUUCCGCUCCCCCAGAGCCCCCCCAGCCUCGGGGGUGCCCCCGGCGGUGCCGCCCCCUCCCACCCCCGCCCCCCUCAGUGGGCGGAGCGCGGCCGUGGUGGCGACGGCGUUUAUUAAUUAACUCAUUAAUUAAUUAA
Messenger RNA from Vidua chalybeata, 1702 nucleotides. It is a transcript of the gene PPP1R1A, whose product is annotated as protein phosphatase 1 regulatory inhibitor subunit 1A. The transcript has 7 exons. Gene Ontology annotation, biological process: intracellular signal transduction. Gene Ontology annotation, molecular function: protein phosphatase inhibitor activity. Gene Ontology annotation, cellular component: cytoplasm. NCBI's taxonomy places the organism in Eukaryota, Metazoa, Chordata, Aves, Passeriformes, Viduidae. Bases 46 to 582 code for a protein of 178 amino acids. The record is from RefSeq and is a predicted model, not a curated record.